ACAAAUAAUUCAAGACCAACAUAUGCCAAAUCAGUCCAAACAUUCUUAAGUUUUAGCGAGACUAACGAACAGCAUUUAAUUUUUAUAUAUAGUGACUAACAUUGUCGAAUCGAGUCUGUAACCGAAGGCCCAGUGUUAACGUAAAAGUAUGCAGAGCGCAGUAACCAGUGCUACAGUGCGGUGCGUGCAGGGCGGCGCGGGGCGCGGCGCGAGACCAGCGCGGCGCAGGCGCUGGCCGCCGCGCGCGAGGAGCUGGGCGCCGCGCGGGCACGGGCACACGAGCUCGCCGCCGACAGGGCCGCGCUGCAGGCCCGCCUGCGGCAGGCGGACGAGGCGGCGGCCGCGAUGCGCGGCGACGUGUCGCGGCUGGUGCAGCAGUUCGACUCGCAGGCCGCGGAUAUGAAACGGACCAUCGCGCGGCUGGAAGAUGAGGCGGGCGCGGCGCGGCGCGCGGCGGACGCGCGGGACGCAGACAUACAGCGCCACGCUGCACUGCUCGAGGAAGCUAAGAAUGCAAUUGACCAUCUGAAAGAGCAGGAAGUUCGACACGUGGAUCUAAUCGACCAUCUAGAGAAAAACAUUAUUGCUAAGAAUGAACUCCAGCAGAGCUCGAAGGAAGAAAUACUUUCUUUGCAACAACGUGUGAGCGACCUCGAGGCAGAGAAGAUCACAAUAAAAGAACAGUUGAACGAGACAGAGCAGGAACGCGGUCGAGCGCGCGACGCCCUCGACGAACAGACCUCCGCGGCCGGGCAGCUGCGCCGCGACCUGGACGACGCGCGCGCCCAGCUGCAGGCCGAGCGGGCGGCGCUGGGCGCGCUGCAGGCGGCGGCGGCGGCCGGCCAGCGCGAGCUGGACGCCAGCACCGGCACCAUCGCGCGCCUCAUGGCCGACCUGCGCGCCGAGGCGGACGCGCGCGCGCGGGCCGACGCCGGCGCCGCGGCCGCGCGCCGCCAGCACGACGCCGAGCGCGACGCGGCGCGACACGCCGAGCUGCAGCUGCGCGACACGCUGGCGCGCCUCGAGCGCGACCUGCAGGACAAGGACCGCGAGCUCGCCGCGCAGAUGACCGUCAUUCUAGACAUGCGCGGGGAGAAGGAGCGGCUGCAGGAGCGGAUCCAAGGCAUGCAGAAUACCAUCGACAACAUCCAGAAAGAGCUGACGGGACGCCUGGCGGCGCCGAAAGUGGCGCCGGAGCAGUGCGAGCCUCCCGAACUAGACGACACGCCGACGGCGCGCCGCGCCGACGACACGGUGUUCGGCUUCCUCAGCGACGGCAGCGUCGACGGCGACGCGCUCGACGUGAGUGUACAGGGCGCCACGUGCCAGUCCUAUAGCGCGGCCAGUAGUCAGUACGCCGUGUAUGCAGGCGCCACGUGCCAGUCCUAUAGCGCGGCCAGUAGUCAGUACGCCGUGUAUGCAGGCGCCACGUGCCAGUCCUAUAGCGCGGCCAGUAGUCAGUACGCCGUGUAUGCAGGCGCCACGUGCCAGUCCUAUAGCGCGGCCAGUAGUCAGUACGCCGUGUAUGCAGGCGCCACGUGCCAGUCCUAUAGCGCGGCCAGUAGUCAGUACGCCGUGUAUGCAGGCGCCACGUGCCAGUCCUAUAGCGCGGCCAGUAGUCAGUACGCCGUGUAUGCAGGCGCCACGUGCCAGUCCUAUAGCGCGGCCAGUAGUCAGUAGGCCGUGUGUGCAGGCGCCACGUGCCAGUCCUAUAGCGCGGCCAGUAGUCAGUACGCCGUGUAUGCAGGCGCCACGUGCCAGUCCUAUAGCGCGGCCAGUAGUCAGUACGCCGUGUAUGCAGGCGCCACGUGCCAGUCCUAUAGCGCGGCCAGUAGUCAGUACGCCGUGUAUGCAGGCGCCACGUGCCAGUCCUAUAGCGCGGCCAGUAGUCAGUACGCGGUGUGUGCAGGCGCCACGUGCCAGUCCUAUAGCGCGGCCAGUAGUCAGUACGCGGUGUGUGCAGGCGCCACGUGCCAGUCCUAUAGCGCGGCCAGUAGUGU
Spodoptera frugiperda (fall armyworm) is the source of this 2000-nucleotide messenger RNA. Its product is annotated as myosin heavy chain, striated muscle-like. The coding region runs from base 346 to 1680 and encodes 444 amino acids. The record is from RefSeq and is a predicted model, not a curated record. Lineage: Eukaryota; Metazoa; Arthropoda; Insecta; Lepidoptera; Noctuidae. The transcript has 7 exons.